Messenger RNA from Prunus armeniaca (apricot), 324 nucleotides. The record is from the annotation of a GenBank genome assembly. Lineage: Eukaryota; Viridiplantae; Streptophyta; Magnoliopsida; Rosales; Rosaceae.
AUGCGUGUUCAAGAUCUUUCACACAAUCUGAAAUACGUAAAGACAUACCUGGACCCAUCUUCCUUGAGUACACGACCUCUGAACUCAUUCAACCGCAACAGCAAUAUCCCAGUAAGAACAGGAACGGCUCAAGACUUCUGCACUCUCUCAGAAUUUGUUUCAUCUCUCUUUAUGAUGAGAUUAGGGUUAGAGAACGUGUAUGAUGAGAGUAGGGCAUCAAGCUUAUAUAAGGCUAGGUCAAGUCGUCUCUACUCAUCACCGAGGGCCGACUUGACUAAUCUGCCAAGCCCACCAAAACGGUUCACGCCAAAAAGGAAUAAAUAG